This is a messenger RNA of Solea senegalensis (Senegalese sole), 1133 nucleotides long. Its product is annotated as rho GTPase-activating protein 8-like. Gene Ontology annotation, biological process: small GTPase-mediated signal transduction; negative regulation of endocytic recycling. Gene Ontology annotation, molecular function: GTPase activator activity. The coding region runs from base 342 to 1133 and encodes 263 amino acids. Gene Ontology annotation, cellular component: cytoplasm. NCBI's taxonomy places the organism in Eukaryota, Metazoa, Chordata, Actinopteri, Pleuronectiformes, Soleidae. The transcript is spliced from 8 exons. The record is from RefSeq and is a predicted model, not a curated record.
GCAUGCGCAGUGACAGUGAGUCUGUCAGUGAGAGUUUUCCACCGCGGUCACUUUAAGGAAGUUUAGAUCAACUUUCUCUUCGUACCUGCGCUGUUUGCUUGUUUGUUUGUUUGUUGACGUCACAGCAGGUGAGUUUUUUUACUUUAAAACACGAGCCUGUUGAGCGCGAGGACAUGACCUGUGGCGGUGUUUAUGUUUGACAGUUAACCGCGGUUUUCACGGCUCAGGUGUGUGUGUGUGGGUGUAAAUGUGUGCGCGCUCUCUCCUUUACUCUGAUUUGAAGGAAAGUUUCGGUUUUUUUUUUUUUACCUUCGUUGUUAUUGAAGAAACAAACGUCAGGGAUGACGUCACUGUCCGACCUGGAGCACCUGGCAGAAAUAGAGCUGCAGGAGGAGGACGAGGAGGAGGACGAGGAGGAGGACGAGGGUGAGGCGCGUGUCGCAGACGCUCCGUCGUCGUCGCCGCCGCCGCUGCAGUCUCUCGCGUCACAUCCGUACUAUGACGUGGCUCGACAUGGAAUAAUCCAGGUCUCCGGCGACGAUAACUACGGCAGGAAGUUGAUCACCUUCAGCAGCUGCUGUUUGCCUCCAUCACACCAGCUCAACCACCGACGUCUGCUCGAGUACCUGAAGUACACGCUGGACCAGUACGUGGAGAUGGACUACAUCCUGGUUUACUUCCACCACGGCCUGAGGAGCAGCAACAAGCCGUCGCUCAAGUGGUUACGAGAGGCGUACGGCGAGUUCGACAGGAAGUACAAGAAAAACCUGAAGACUCUUUACGUCGUACAUCCAACAAACUUCAUCCGAAUCGUCUGGAACAUUUUCAAACCGUUGAUCAGCCACAAGUUUGGAAAGAAGCUGAUGUAUGUGAACUUCCUGGAUGAACUGCGAGAACAUGUGAACUACGAGCAGCUCAUCAUUCCCGCCGACGUGGUCAGACACGAUGAAAAGUUGCGAGAGGCUCAGAAGAGCGGAGCUCCGCCCCCAGCGAAGACCCCGCCUCCCCGACCGCCGCUGCCCACGCAGCAGUUUGGCGUCAGUCUGCAGUACAUCAGAGAGAAGAACAGGGAGGCGAUAAUCCCACCUGUGAUGCAACAAACCGUCACGUACCUGAAGGAGAAAGGUGAGUGA